Molecule: messenger RNA, 1207 nt
Organism: Priapulus caudatus
Lineage: Eukaryota; Metazoa; Priapulida; Priapulimorpha; Priapulimorphida; Priapulidae
Product: nectin-4-like
Exons: 3
Coding region: 143-1207 (354 amino acids)
Source: RefSeq, a predicted model, not a curated record
CGGCUAUCCAGAACCAUCUUACACGUGGUUGCACGACGACCAGAGAAUACAAGCUGCAGGCGACGAACUGGUGAUCGAGUUUGUCGAGUUUAAACACAGAGGAUUGUACGCGUGUAAAGCAACUAGUGUGUUUGGAGAAUACAUGUCGACUAACAUGUUGAAUGUGACCGUGUUAGUGCCAGCAAGGAAUGUCACAAUGACGAUAGACGGUAAUAAUGUAGACGGUAACAUGACGAUACUUGCGGGAUCCCAUGAGGUUAGCUGCACUACAGGUAAAAGCUUUCCGGGAGGAACAGUAACAUGGAAGCUUGGUGAUACAUCUGUAGACGGAGCUAAUACUUCACAUGCCAGUGAUGUUGAUGGAACUAUAACGACGUACAGCAAACUGACGCGUACGUUUUCCGCUGAUGACCACGACAAAAUACUUGCCUGUCAUGUUGACAUCCACGAAUCAUUCCAGUCACCGUCAGUCGAUGUUCGGCUCAAUGUUAUUUACAUUGGAGGAGUCAGAGUAAGCGGUGACAGCCAGGCAGGCGUUAUGACUGUCAACGACAGCAGUGCGCUGUGGCUGCUCUGUAACGCAGACGGAAACCCCGAGCCAAGUUAUUCAUGGCUUCACAACGGAACUGUUAUCACAGCAAAAGCCAACAGAACGUACGAGAGAGACUCUGUCACCCCUGUCGAUGCGGGCGACUACGCAUGCGCAGUGUGCAAUCUUGCAGGAAAGGUCUUCUCUACUAAUACAAUGGCUGUGGUCGUUGUACCUCCACAACAAACAUCAAGAAUUGGACUUAUUGUCGGACUGGUCAUUGGUGGUUUAUUAAUUGUAAUCCAAUUCAUCGUCAUCGUAGUAAUCCACCUGAAAAUUAGAUUAACUUUACAGACGAAUACUCUGUUAAAAGGCGGCGCACAAGUAACGUACGAAAACGAGGACUACAUCACGGAUCAAGAGCCACCAGGUGGUCAUAAGCUGGAGUUCUCCACCCAACCAAGCAGCAAACAUCAUGCAGUAGAGCAGUAUGACUCCUGUAUCGAGGAUACCUCGAUCACACAUGCAAGUCGUUACGAACAAGGGAAUCCGCGACCAAGUAAAAGAUCGAGCCAACGAGCCUGGUCCGACGAACCACAAAAUAACGACGAGGGCGGUUGUCAUGGCUCUACCGCUUUGUCGCUGCAGCUGAAGCUUGCACUGUUCCUGUUCUACUAG